GCUGUCUAUUUUAUUUCUUCUUCUCUUUAUAUCUCUCUAUCUCUUUCUCUUUUCCUCUUUUUUUCUAUAUAUAUACAUAUACAACUUAUUUAGAUAGAUCUCAUAUGUUUGCACCUGAAUUCCUUCGUAUUUUUCGACCAGAAUAUCGUGUUAGAUACUUACAUUCCAGUUCCCCUGUCCUGCGAAAAUGUUGUGGUUGCAUUCAUUUAAGAGCUGGUGCCAUGAUAUCUUGUUUGAUAUGGGUAGGAUUGUCCUUAUACUUUGCCGCGGUAUCUUUUCAGCACAAAAGUCCCUUUUUUUCCUUCAUGUCUGAUGCUGCUAUCUUAGUAUUUGGAACAGCCAAUUUAUUCUUUGCUUGUGUAGCUGGUUUUGGUAUAUUCACUGUGUUUCAUAAUAACUGGUAUUAUGUGUCUCAUAUGGUAAUGUGGAUUUCAAUUGGUGUUUUUGUGAUUCUUGUAGAUGGUAUUGCCAAUGUGAUUAUUUUUAUCGUGAUUCAUGAUGAUUACAAGUCAUGGUGUAUUGGAUCAGCAUCAGGUGCUUUGGAAACCGGAGUGGAAACAGUUUUGCAUAAUAAUGCUACCAACAUCAACUUCUCAACUGAUUUUUAUAACUGUCAACGGACUUGGGAAGAUGAAUUGAAAUUCAGCAUGUUAUCUAUAAUUAUGAUGAUCAUAUUCUAUAGUUAUUGGGCCCUUUGUUUUUAUUCGUACUCAAUCAAAAAAUCACAUAAUGCUUUCCAACCAGCAACUUUACGACAUGCUAUGCAAGGUGGACAAAUGAUGGAUCCUAUGAUGAAUCCAAUGGGAACUGGUGGAUAUUAUCCAAAUGCAAUGGAUCCUACUCAACCUAACGUCAUUGUACUGAACAAUACUAAACCUUCCAAAUCAUCAACAAAUCAACAAUCAUCAUCACCUCCGCCUUAUCAUCCAUCGAAUACAAAUGGAAAUGUGGUUGAUUUGGAAAAAGGGCGUUCUUCUGUACUAGUAUUGGAAUGAUUUUAGUAUAUAUGUAUUAUUAUAUUAUUAUUUCAAUAAAAAAAAAUUUCAUUUAUUUAUUAUCGAAACAUCAAAA
Halteromyces radiatus is the source of this 1071-nucleotide messenger RNA. RefSeq lists its product as uncharacterized. The record is from RefSeq and is a predicted model, not a curated record. The coding region runs from base 105 to 995 and encodes 296 amino acids. The transcript is spliced from 5 exons. Lineage: Eukaryota; Fungi; Mucoromycota; Mucoromycetes; Mucorales; Cunninghamellaceae.